GGCAAGUCGUUCCACUUAUUAAUUGUUCUAACUGUCAGGAAAUUUCUCCUUAGUUCUAAGUUGCUUCUUUCUUUGAUCAGUUUCCACCGAUUGCUUCUUGUUCUACCCUCAGGUGCUUUGGAGAACAGCCCGACUCCCUCUUCUUUGUGGCAGUCCCUGAGAUAUUGGAACACAGCUAUCAUGUCUCCCCUAGUCCUUCUUUUUGUUAAACUAGACAUACCCAGUUCCUGCAACCGUUCUUCAUGUUUUAUCCUCCAGUCCCCUAAUCAUCUUUGUUGCUCUUCUCUGCACUCUUUCUAGAGUCUCAACAUCUUUUUUACAUCGUGGCGACCAAAACUGGAUGCAAUAUUCCAAGUGUGGCCUUACCAAGGCAUUAUAAAGUGGCACUAACACUUCACGUGAUCUUGAUUCUAUCCCUCUGUUUAUGCAGCCCAGAACUGUGUUGGCUUUUUUAGCAGCUGCUGCACACUGCUGGCUCAUAUCUAAAUGGUUAUCCACUAGGACUCCAAGAUCCCUCUCACAUGUAUUGAAUUAAAAAAUAAAAAUUGACAGAAAUCUCCAUUUUUCCAGAUUGUGACUUCCCUGCUUGUGUUCCAUCUUCCACACUGAAGACCGAAGUUCUCAACAACCGCAAGACACAAGCUGUGUUUCCCAGAGAGCCUCCUGGUUCUUCUCUUCUGACUGUCCGGCAGUUUCUGACAGGAUUUGGACCCUUUUGAGGCCUCCUCCAAUCUCUGCCCAGCCUUCAGGGCGGCUGUUCUUGAGGGAAGUGAGUUCAAAUCCUCCAAAGAGAUUUUUCUCCAUCUCCACAAACGGUUCCUGGACAGGAAGGAGGAAGAUGGAGAAAGUGCCGCCUCUGGAAACGUUGCAGCCUUUGUCUGCCAGGGAGCCACGGAGAGGGGCCUUUCCCCCUACUCCCAAGCCCAUCAUCCCCAUCCUCUCCCUUCCCCUCAGAAGCGUUCCUCUUUCCCGCGCUUUCUAGAUUGCUGGCAUUUUGAAGGAAACGUCAUGCGCUUCCCCAUUGGUCCACUGGAGGGUGAACGUCACAGCUGCCUUUCCAGAGGAGACUAGGAAGGAAAUGACAUCACAAACGCUUGCCGCUCUAGGAUUCCGCACUCGCUCUCCUUAACCCCUGGGGCUCCGCAAGAGGCGGAGAGGCUGCGGGAGAGUCUGGCGGGGGGAGAUCCAGAGGUUCUCCGGAAACUUGAAGCCAUUUGAAAUCUCUGCAAGAGAGAGAAAAGAUGGAGACACAACCUUUUGGAAAGGAGGGAGCCGGAAAAGGCCCUUCAGCUGCUCAGCCUGGGAAUGGGGGGAAGCUCUGGACAAGGACCAGGCAGAAGAUCCUGGAGGAGGAAACCAUCCUCCCUUCAGAAGUUCAGCCCUGGAAUUUCAUCCAAUAUCGGGAGGCUGAGGGUCCCCGAGGACUUUGCAGCCGACUCCAUGACUUUUGCAGGCGAUGGUUGAGAUCAGAAAAGCACACCAAAGCCCAGAUGCUGGACCUGGUGGUUCUGGAGCAGCUCCUGGCUCUUCUGCCCCCAGAAAUGGAGGGCUGGGUGCGGGAGUAUGGAGCAGAGACCAGUUCCCAGGCGGUGGCCCUGGUGGAAGGCUUCCUCCUGAGCCAGACAGAGAAACAGAAGGAGCAGGUCGAGGUGCAGUGCUGCUCUGUGGAGAUCAGAGAUCCUGAGGGAAAGAAGAACCCAUCAAACUCCCCUCAGGAGCAAUUUUUCAGGAGGAUCCCUUGGGAAGAACAAAGUCAGGACAGCUCAGGAGAGAAAGAAAGAAUGAAAUUUUCUGGUUUUUAUGACGACGAUCAAACAACGGUUGAACCUCUAAAUCAAGAGAGUCUGGUGUCCUUCAAGGAGGUGGCUGUGUAUUUCUCUGAGGAGGAAUGGUCUCAACUGGAUCCUGACCAAAAAGCGCUGCAUUUCGAAGUCAUGCUUGAAAACCAUCAGAACGUGGUCUCUCUGGGUAAUAAUGGUCAGGAGAAUCAAGAUUGCUGUGAACUGUUCCAAGUGAUCAAUGCUAAAGAUGGAAUGGGAAAGUUUAGAAUUCGAACGGAAUUAGAAACCCAUGAUAGAAACCAGUCAAAUGAUUGGAAACCUUACCAAUGUUUGGAAUGUGGAACAUGUUUUAGAACAAGCAGGCAACUUAAUUCCCAUGAAAGGAUUCACACUGAGGAGAAGCUAUACAAAUGCAGAGAGUCUGGUAACAGGUUCAGAAGUCAUAGUAAUCUUAUUUCCCAUAAAAGGAUCCACUCAGGAGAAAAGCCGUAUAAAUGCAUGGAAUGUGGAAAGACGUUUGCUCAAAGAGGUGAACUUAUCUCCCAUAAGAGGAUCCACACAGGGGAGAAGCCAUAUAAAUGCAUCGAGUGUGGAAAGACCUUUGCUCAAAGUGCUCAUCUUAUUCGCCAUAAGAGGAUCCACACAGGGGAGAAGCCAUAUAAAUGCAUGGAGUGUGGAAAAAUGUUUAAGCGUAGCAGUGGACUCAAUAAUCACAAUAAGCUCCACAGAAGAGAAAAGUCCUAUAAAUGCAUCGAAUAUGGAAAGACCUUUGCUCAAAGAGGUAAUCUUAUUUCCCAUAAGAGGAUCCACACAGGGGAGAAGCCGUAUAAAUGCAUGGAGUGUGGAAAGACCUUUGCUCAAGGAAGUCAUCUUAUUCGUCAUAAAACGAUCCACACAGGGGAGAAGCCGUACAAAUGCAUGGAGUGUGGAGGGACCUUUGCUGAAAGAGGUAAUCUUAUUCGGCAUAUGAGGAUCCACACAGGGGAAAAGCCGUACAAAUGCAUGGAGUGUGGGAAAAUGUUGUUGCAUAGCGGUGGACUCAGUAACCACAAUAAGCUCCACACAAGAGAAAAGUCCUAUAAAUGCAUGGAGUGUGGAAAGGCCUUUGUUCACAGCAGUGGACUUACUAACCACAAAAAGUUCCAUACAGGGGAGAAGCCGUAUAAAUGCAUGGAAUGUGGAAAGACCUUUGCUCAAAGAAGGGAUCUUAUUCGCCAUAAGAGGAUCCACACAGGGGAGAAGCCGUAUAAAUGUAUGGAGUGUGGAAAGACCUUUGCUUAUAGUAAUGUACUUUCUAUCCACAAAAAGAUCCACACAGGGGAAAAGCCAUUUAAAUGCAUGGAGUGUGGAAGGACCUUUGCUCGAAGAGGUCAUCUUAUUCGCCAUAAGGUGAUCCACACUGGGGAGAAGCCAUAUAAAUGCAUGGAGUGUGGAAAGACCUUUGCUCAAAGAGGUGAUCUUAUUUCCCAUAAGAGGAUCCACACAGGGGAGAAGCCAUAUAAAUGCAUGCAGUGUGGGAAAAUCUUUACGCAAAGCAGUGGACUCAGUAGCCACAAAAAGAUCCACACAGAAGAAAAGUCGUAUAAAUGCAUGGAGUGUGGAAAGAUCUUUGCUCAAAGAGGUCAUCUUAUUUCCCAUAAGAGGAUCCACACAGGGGAAAAGCCAUAUAAAUGCAUGGAGUGUGGAAAGACCUUUGCUCAAAGAGGUCAUCUUACUCGCCAUAAGGUGAUCCACACUGGGGAGAAGCCGUAUAAAUGUAUGGAGUGUGGAAAGACCUUUGCUCAAAGAGGUGAUCUUAUUCGCCAUAAGGUGAUCCACACUGGGGAGAAGCCGUAUAAAUGUAUGGUGUGUGGAAAGACCUUUGCUCAAAGAGGUGAUCUUAUUCGCCAUAAGGUGAUCCACACUGGGGAGAAGCCGUAUAAAUGUAUGGAGUGUGGAAAGACCUUUGCUCAAAGUGCUCAUCUUAUUCGCCAUAAGGUGAUCCACACUGGAGAGAAGCCAUAUAAAUGCAUGGAAUGUGGAAAGACGUUUGCUCAAAGAGGUGAACUUAUUUCCCAUAAGAGGAUCCACACAGGGGAGAAGCCAUAUAAAUGCAUCGAGUGUGGAAAGACCUUUGCUCAAAGUGCUCAUCUUAUUCGCCAUAAGAGGAUCCACACAGGUGAGAAGCCAUAUAAAUGCAUCGAGUGUGGAAAGACCUUUGCUCAAAGUGCUCAUCUUAUUCGCCAUAAGGUGAUCCACACUGGGGAGAAGCCGUAUAAAUGUAUGGAGUGUGGAAAGACCUUUGCUCAAAGAGGUGAUCUUAUUUCCCAUAAGAGGAUCCACACAGGGGAGAAGCCAUAUAAAUGCAUGGAGUGUGGAAAGUGCUUUGCUCAGAGUGGAUGUCUUUCUUCUCAUAAAUGGAUCCAUGCUCAUGAGAAACUAUAUAACAAUAGUAAUUCCACUUAGACUUAUAUACCACUCCACAAUGCUUUACAAUACUAUCUGAGCAGUUUACAAAGUCAGCAUAUGGUCGGUCCCCAGCAGCCUGCAUCCUCAUUUUACUGACCUCAGAAGGAUGAAAGGCUGAAUCAACCAUGUGCCUGUCCGAAUCAAACUCCUGGCUGUGGGCAAUUAGCCUGUAGUACUGUAUUCUAGCCACUGCCCUAAGGUGGCAUACAUAAAACCAUUCAGACCACAGAUACACAUAGCAGGCCUCAAGCCCUGGGAAAAGAAACUUUGGUCAACUCUCAUAUAUAAGGAAAUGCUUUGUCAGCUAUAUUAAAGGAACUGCUUUCUCAGGCUGAUGGACGACCACAGCCCUGCCAGGAUAUACCCAUAAAUAAAUGUGCUGAGCAUAGAUAACUAUAUCUUCCUGUCAUGCAUCAACUGAACUCUGGUAUCAGAACAAACAUAUUGUCUUGCCACCCCCAAUGUUUGGUAUCAAUUCCUCAAAACUCAUUUACUGGAAUUAUAACCAUAUAUGGAAUGUAACAUGCUGAGCAAUGUAUACGCUGAUUAUACGUAACGGAAAAGUAUAUAUAUCUCUGUUGGAAAGUCCCUGAUUUUGUUCAGACCCUCAGCUUUGUUCUGUUCCCUGAACCAAUGCAUAUAUAAUAAACCUUUCCUUCCCAGAAGAGCUGGCUUGUGUCUCUUCAUUCUACAACAGCUUCGCUGGCACCCCAGAUGGGACACUAAGCGAGACGACAUCUCGUUGAAGGCGGCUCGACCCCUCGGACCCUCUCAGGGGCCACUCCUGAACAUUCUCCAGGUGCCACGGGGGUACGUCCUCCGGGAGACGGUGGUGACACCUCGGUGGGACCGACGGUGCUGAGAGUUCAUCCAAGAACUCUUGCGGGAAGGAACGGAGGUCUGAACCGAAUCCUGGCCAGGACGCGCGUGUGUGAAAACAUCGCAGGCGAGUAUAUAUAACUUGUUGGUGUACCUAUCUCGUUUGAAGAUAGAAGAGGGGGCUUGAUCUCCCCCCUGGACUCGGGACGGCGAGGGAGAAGAAGCCGAGGCUCCGGCAGCAAGAAUGGAGCUUGCCGUAGGGGUAAUGAGAAGGGCAGCCGCCGCCAAGGCUGAAGCCGCGGCAGCUGCAGCCCAGGAUGAGUUUGUGGCACCGUUAAGGCAGAUGGACCACAAGUGGUAAACCCUCAGGGAGUGGUUGAGUACCGACCGUGUUUUCAAUACGUUCCUUUCUCGACAACUGACCUUUUAAACUGGAAACAGCAUUAUGGGCCAUUAUCCAGUAAGCCAACGGAAAUGGCCGAUCUGUUUCAAACCAUCAUGCAAACACAUAACCCCAAUUGGCAGGAUGUGCAGCAGUUAUUGAACACGCUGUUGACACCUGAGGAAAAGGAGAAGUGGAAAGCGGCAGUUAGGGUUUGUAUGAGGGAACGGUUUCCAAAUAUGGCAGAUGUGGGACCAGAGUUGGCGGCAUGAGCUCCCGAGCACAACCCUGGAUGGGAUCCAAAGGAGGCGGAUCAAAUGACGUGGUUGCGAGAAUUCCAAAAUCUGACCGUGGAGGCAUUGAGAAAGGCAGGGAAGCCUCCGGUCAACAUGUCCAAGCCUUCUUUGAUAAUGCAGAAGGCGGAUGAGAGCCCUGAAAGCUUUCUACAAAGGCUGAUAGAGGCAUACGAGUUGUAUACCCAAGUAGACCCGCGGCAACCGGAGAAUGUGCGUAUGUUGAAUGAAAGAUUCAUAGCGCAGAGUUAUGACGACAUCGGGAAGAAGUUACAGAAGCUAGAGGGAGCUUUGGGGAAGAAUACCACUGAGUUGCUGGAAGUGGCGCGGAAAGUGUUUGUGAAUAGGGAUAAAGUGGAGAAGAGAGAAAAGGAUGCUCGAAUGCAUAAGAAAACAGAAUUGUUGGCAGUAGCUUUACAAGGAGGACGGGUUUUGGGCCCCAACCAGUGUGCGCAUUGCAGGGCAGAGGGACAUUGGCAGAGAGACUGCCCGAGGAGAUUAAUGAGGGGACGUGUGGUGAGAGGCAGCCGGCCCGGCGCUGGCCAGGCUGGAGGUGGUCGAGGCCUGGUGGGAAGAGGUGGAUAUGCACCACAAUUCCCAUCAGGGAGACGAGGUUUUGGAAGUAGAGGAACAAGAGGAGGACGAGGCAGAGGAAAUGUAGGAGUGGAAGAAAUAGAGGAGAUUGGUCUUGCCGGAACAGGAUGGUCGGACUGACGGGG
Ahaetulla prasina is the source of this 6442-nucleotide messenger RNA. RefSeq names its product zinc finger protein 493-like. Gene Ontology annotation, biological process: regulation of transcription by RNA polymerase II. NCBI's taxonomy places the organism in Eukaryota, Metazoa, Chordata, Lepidosauria, Squamata, Colubridae. The record is from RefSeq and is a predicted model, not a curated record. Gene Ontology annotation, molecular function: RNA polymerase II cis-regulatory region sequence-specific DNA binding; DNA-binding transcription factor activity, RNA polymerase II-specific. The coding region runs from base 1242 to 4226 and encodes 994 amino acids. The transcript is spliced from 6 exons.